This is a messenger RNA of Arachis ipaensis, 2840 nucleotides long. The record is from RefSeq and is a predicted model, not a curated record. Lineage: Eukaryota; Viridiplantae; Streptophyta; Magnoliopsida; Fabales; Fabaceae.
AUGGCGAAGAUUAUCACAAAUUCCCUUUUUCUACUGCUUGGAGCUCUUUCUUUCGUAGCAACGAUCCAAGGCCAGGAUCAAUCAGGAUUUAUUAGCAUAGACUGUGGAUUACCUGAAAAUUCUAACUACACAGAGAAGAAUACAGGAAUCAAUUACAUUUCAGAUGCUAAUUUCAUUGAUUCUGGAGUAAGUAAAACUGUGUCGCCCCAAGAUAAGACUACUCAUCAACAAUACUUUACUUAUCUUCGGAGCUUUCCUUAUGGAACAAGAAACUGUUACAGAAUAAAUGUAACAAGUGCUACUAGAUAUUUAAUCAGAGCUAGUUUCCUGUACGGAAACUACGAUGGUCUUAAUAAGCUUCCACAAUUUGAUCUUUAUCUUGGAGUUCAUUUAUGGGACAAUGUGAAAUUCACAAAUUCAUCAGCCAGCAUAAACUAUGAAAUCAUUCACACUCUAUCGCUGGAUUAUGUCCAUAUCUGUUUGGUUGACACAAACAGUGGGACGCCAUUCAUUUCAGUCAUAGAAAUGAGGAUUUUGAACAAUGCUACUUAUAUCACUGAAGAUCCAACUACGUCAUUGGCACGAUUCCGAAGGUUGGAUUUUGGUAUCACCAACUUAACAUACAGGUAUAAAGAUGAUAUAUAUGACCGAAUAUGGGAGCCUUAUUGGGACGACAAGUGGACACAAUUAAGCAGCAGUCUUAGCAAUGAUGAGUUUGAUCAGAAUCACUUUAAACCACCAGCAGUUGUGUUGAAGACUGCAGCUACACCAAAAAAUGCUACUGCCUCAUUAGACUUCCAUUGGGAGGAUGAUUUUGCAGAUAACAAUAAUGGAGCUCAGCACCAAUACUAUUUCUACUUACACUUCACUGAGCUUCAGCAGCUGGGUGCAAAUCAAACAAGAUCAUUCAAUGUCACCAUAAAUGGCUUGCCUUAUUGGGAAAAUGUGGGACUCACAUAUGCUUCUGAACUCACCAGAUAUACUAGAGGCCCUUCGUAUGAAGGCAAAAGGCAUCACAUUUCACUUUUCCGGACAGAAUCUUCCUCCCUUCCACCCAUCAUCAAUGCUCUUGAGAUUUAUCUAGUGAAGGAUUUCUCAUCACAGUUAGAAACCCAAAAAGAUGAAGUGGAUGCAGUCACAAAUAUCAAGAGGACUUAUAAGGUGGACAGUAGAAACUGGCAAGGAGAUCCAUGUGCCCCCACUACAUACAAGUGGGAUGGUGUAGAGUGUAGCUCUUUUAAUGGCUUUCAAAGAAUCACAUCCUUGAAUUUGUCUUCAAGUGGACUAACCGGACAUAUACCUGCUGAUAUUUCCAAGCUUACCAUGUUAAAGUCUUUAGAUUUAUCAAACAAUGACUUAAGUGGGAGUAUUCCAUCUUUUUUGGCACAACUGCAAUCACUGGGAUACUUAAACUUGACGAACAACAACCUAACAGGUUCAGUUUCAAAUGAACUCCUUCAAAAACAAAGUGAUGGUCUAUUAUCCUUGAGUGUGGGGAAAAAUCCAAAUCUAUGUGCAUCAACUUCAUGCAACCCGCAAACAAAUGAUACAAGAAAGAAAGAGAAUAAUGUAGUUAUUGCAGUGGUAACAUCAAUUGCAGGGAUAUUGGUGGUUCUAGUGAUUACAGCAGCAGUUAUAAUCUUUCGCCAAAGCAAGCGAUAUGCUGCUGCUACAAACAUUAUUCUUGGGAAGCGGCGUAAUUCCAUAAAGGGGUCAGAAUUGGAAUCCAGGCAACGACAAUAUUCAUUUAGUGAGGUUAUUAAAAUGACGAACAACUUUGAUAGGAUUCUUGGCAGAGGUGGGUUCGGAACAGUUUACCACGGCUUUAUUGAGGACAUUCAAGUGGCUGUCAAGAUGCUUUCCCUAUCUUCAGUUCAUGGAUAUCAACAAUUUGUUGCAGAGGUUAAGCUUCUAAUGAGAUUGUUAACUGAUAACUAUCUAUACAUGCAUGGUGGAAACUUAAAUCCAGGAUUGGAAUAUCUGCAUAAUGGUUGUAAGCCACCUAUAAUCCACAGAGAUGUAAAAUGCACAAAUAUUCUAUUAAAUGAAAACUUCCAUGCCAAACUUGCUGAUUUUGGAUUGUCCAAAUGCUUUGCGGCUGACGGCGAUACGCAUGUGUCGACAAUUGUAGCGGGAACUCCAGGCUACCUAGAUCCUGAGUAUACAACAUCAAACAGAUUGACAGAAAAAAGUGAUGUGUAUAGUUUUGGAGUAGUUCUUUUAAGGAUAAUCACAGGUCAGCCGGUAGUAAUGGUAAGGGAAGACAUGAUUCAUCAUAUAAGUCAGCGUAUUAAUACAAUGGUUACUAGAGGGGAUAUAACAAAAAUUGUUGACUCAAGAUUACAAAAGGAUUUCGACAGCAACUCUGCAUGGAGAGCAGUUGAAAUAGCAAUGACCUCUGUGUCUGCCAUUUCAGUGGAAAGACCAUACAUGAGUGAUAUAGUGAAAGAGCUAAAGGAGUGUUUGGCUGCAGAAUUAGCUCGAAAACAUACUAGUUGUGACCUUCAAAAUGAAGAUUUGGUUGGGCAGGUGAGUCUAAACUUGAUUAGUACUGAUAUCACUCCCAUAGCUAGGUAGGUUCAUAGUUCAUUUCUAAUUAAUACUAUUACCACUGUACUAAAGUAAAAUAAAAUAGCUUCGGAAUUAUGUUGCAUUUUAAGUUCAAUUUGUUGUAACAAUAGCUAGCAAGUUAGCUAUUUUAUCUUUUAAUUUGUUGCUUUGCAUUUUAUUAUAUAUAACAAGAUCUGUUAUAUUCAGUUAUCAUCGAAUAAUUAAGUUUUGUGUCUUGUAUGUUUAGUGAGAUUAUCAUAAUAAUUUAUCUAAUAAUUGAAUUGAAAGAA